Xenopus tropicalis (tropical clawed frog) is the source of this 3430-nucleotide messenger RNA. RefSeq names its product zinc finger protein 408 (gene znf408). The record is from RefSeq and is a predicted model, not a curated record. The coding region runs from base 182 to 2479 and encodes 765 amino acids. The transcript is spliced from 6 exons. Gene Ontology annotation, cellular component: nucleus. Lineage: Eukaryota; Metazoa; Chordata; Amphibia; Anura; Pipidae.
GAAAGCGGAAGGAUAGUGUUGGGCAGCUGCGCCAGUUUUAAACAUGGCGGCGCUGGUAUCACUGCGGUAGUACUAGGCUGCUGGCAGGACAUGGGGAGAUUCAAUGAAACGCCUGGAUGAAUGUGGUGAAUCCCUAAUCUAUACACUGAAAAUAUGAAUGCUUCUUCUUCAUUAUAGCUGAAUGGAUAUACCGCCCUCCUCGCACCCUGUGGAAGGCGCACAACAUGCCCUCUUGCAGGCACUGCUCAGUCUCCCGCCUGGCUUGGCUUUGGGCCCCUCGCUUUCCCAAGGUGAAGGGAUGGGACUAUGGUGUGUCGGUAAGGUGCUGCAAUGUGGGACGCUCCUUCCUCCCCCCCUUAGCUCCGACGCUGAUGGGGGAUCCUCAGAAAUGAAGGAACCCUCAUCUCCACAUAAUGCCACCAGCUGGUUAAGGUUUGUAAGGAGCAACUUGAAGAAACAGAAUGUUAAACUGUGUUCACUGAGUGGGGUGGUACGUCUGCAGGUAAUCGCCACCAUCCAUCCUGGAUCAGAGCUUCAUAUUCACCAGGAAGGGCACAAACUUGAGAAUAACGGAAUCCCAGGGGAACAGCAGACAGACCUAAUGCCAGGGGCACAGAUGCCCGAGCCAUUAGAAUCCCCCCCGGUGCCUGCCGAUAGAAAAAAAAGCAAGUUGCUCUCGGAUACUAAAGAUGCUGAGAUGUUAGAGAGCAGCCACCUACCCACUGUGCCAUUGCCCUCCGUAAUGUCUGUAGUGACACCACAGCCGAAUGGGCCGUCUGCAGCUGGAACACCAGAAACAGAAAGAACGGCAUCAGCGGAACCCGCCGAAAAAGAAAAUCUAAGUCCAGUUAUAACAGAACCAGAAGGAGCCAAGCUCUUAAUUGGUCUCCAUCAUAUGAACAGCUCAGCAGGCUGUGCCACCCAGGGGCCUGUGCCGAAUACGGAGAGGGAAUCACAAGUCACAGAGUGCUCACAUGCUGCUGAUGUAAGGUCUGAGUCAGUCACAGAGAAUGCACUGCAGAUGUCACAGACCAAUAAUUCCCAGCACGGUGUGGCCGCUGUUGGCCAGAGUGAGUCUUCUCGUGACCAGGGUAAGAAGAGAGAGAGGAAGAAAGAGAGGAAUGCCCCCAACUGGAAAUCUACUGCAUCCACCAGGAAAAAGGGGGCGGAGACUACAGACACCCCUGUGGAUGCCAGAUGUGAGCCAGGCGCAUUGCAAGAAAGCCCUAAUGCACUUAUAGUGAAUUCAGAGAAUAAAAAGUGUAAAGUCCAACCUCAAACUGAGCGGCGGUUUCCAUGCAAAGAUUGUGGCCGAAGCUUUUUCCAGCUGGGCCACCUGAAGAAGCACAGUUUCAUUCAUAGCGGUCUGAAGCCCUUCCUGUGUACAGACUGCGGUAAGACUUACAGUUCAGAGGAGAGCUUUAAAGGCCAUUUGCUUUCCCACAUGGGACUGCGGCCGUUUAAGUGCCAGCUCUGUGACAAAGCCUACAGCACCCAGCGGGACCUGCGCGAGCACGCCGUUCUGCACACUGGGCAGCGCCCCUACCGCUGCGAGGACUGUGGCAAAAGCUUUACUCGGCGCCCCACCCUUCGCAUCCAUCGGAAGAACUAUUGCACUUCGGCUGCUACCAUCGACUUCAAGCCUUCUUUGGAGUGCCCGGUUUGUAAAAAGAUGCUGGCCAACAGCUGCUCACUGCGCAACCACAUGCGGAUACACUCCGGGGAUAAGCCGUUCAGCUGCUCUGACUGUGGGGCUGCUUUCCGCCACAAGAGCAGUUUGAGGGUGCACAAGCGCUUGCACACAGGUGAGAAACCAUACAAGUGCCAGUAUUGUGGCGAUGCCUUCCCACAGCAGCCGGAACUGAGGCGCCACCUGAUCAUGCACACCGGGGAGAUGUACCUGUGCACCGUCUGUGGCAAAGCGCUUAAGGACCCUCACACGCUGAAAGCCCACGAGCGCCUGCACACUGGCGAGCGCCCCUUCACGUGUCAGUACUGCGAGAAAUCUUACCCUCUUGCCACCAAGCUCCGUCGCCACCUGAAAUCCCACCUUGAGGAGAAGCCAUUCCGUUGCCAUUUAUGCGGCAUGGGGUACUCCUUACAGCCGAGCCUAAAGCGCCACUUACGCAGCCAUAAAGACGGGCAUGAGAAAGCUGAGCCGGGCUAUUCCGACGGAAUGGCGACUGAGAAUUCCGAAUCCACGGUGGUUUUUGUACAGGUGAUGGAUUCAGAGGAACUUCCUAGCCAGGAUGAGGUGCUUGUUGCUGAAUAUUCUGAGAAUUCAGAAUCAGGUCUGUCCCAGAAUGCUCCAGCAGUUCUUCUUCCCAUGCACUCUGGCAUACUAGCAGUACCCUCUGAGCCCAGCCAGGGAAAGGGAAUCCUCCUGCAGAAGGAUAAUGGCUCUGUAGUUCUACUGGUUCCGCAGGCUCUUGGGUUCAGCACUGUAGCAGAAGAAGUCGAGGUGGAAUCUGGGACGUGAAAUUGGACCUUCCGUAGCUUCUGACCCAUUCACCUAAAUAAAGAUCAGUCUUUCUGAUCCUGCAGCAUGGUGCAGAGCCUUCGGCGCAUCAACCAGUCAGACAUUGCAGGAUACUGCCCAGCUUUGGGCCAGAUCUUUCUACACUGCAGAAUAAUGUUGAUGGUUACUUGGAUGACUGUAGUGACAUGGCUUCUGGGUACAGUGCAGUGCAACGCAUUUGUGCCUAUUGAAUUACAGAGAAAGAUCUGCAGUGCUUCGCUUUGUUUUCUCCUUUAUUGCUGUCCUUAUUUUCAGAAAUGAAACAGAAUCCAUACAUAUACUGUAUCGGAGUAUGCGGUACCUCAUGAGCAAUCCAAUUACAGGAGACUCGUUUUUCCCUUUGCCCAGUAUGGCACUUACUGAAACAUCAGUACUGAGAAAAGGCUCCUAUAGUGGGGUGUGUUUUCUAUAUAAGCACCUGAGGGCCCAGGACUAGGGGGUUGACAAUGGAUGCCUAUUUACCCCCACCCAACCACAUUUCUGUAUAUUCCAGCAGCGGAGCUGAAGAGGAUGGUGGGGGUGUCGUAUUGCUCUCCUAACUAAUACACAUAGACUGUAUUGUACAUGGGAGUUAAAAAGGGGGCAAGCUAGGGAGAUGUGCUUAGGGCACUGGUGGGCAUUAAUCACUCUCCUACUGCCCCCUCUUACGGAUUUCGUAUUUAGAGGGGAAAGGAUUAACAGUUGAAGCAGUAAGUUGAUUGGCUAAACCUGAAGCAAACGUUGCAACAGUUACUGAGAAGAUUAUAAGUAGUAAUAAUAAUAAUGGGUGCAUUAUGUUACUGGUUAAGUAACCAUAGCCACCAAUCGGCAGGUAGCGUGUACUGUUUGAAAAUAGACACCUGAUUGACUAUGAAGAUUUUCAUUCAUCCAGGUCAUGGUAUAUCUAGUAUAUAUAAAUCUUAAGCAACUGGA